AUGUUUAAACCGUAUACGAAGGAAGAGGACAGCUAUACCUGCACGCUGAGCCUAGAGGUACAACAAAAAGCCAAAAGGGAGUUAAAUGAGGACCCAAAAACUCGACUACUGGAGGUCAAAAGUUUGAGAACUCGACUGCAAAAGGUUCCAGGUUUGCUGCCCAGAACGGAUGUCAAGUUUCUCCUACGUUUCUUACGAGCUCGUAAGUUUGACCAGGAAAGGACCUUCGAACUGGCGAAGAGAUAUUACGACAUCCGUAUGCAGUCCCCUGAAAUCUUCAAUGAUUUGAAACCAACUCGAGUUCGUCAUGUUUUUGCAGAUGAUUUUAUUGAAGUUCUCAAACAUCGGAACAACGAGGGAUGUAGGGUUAUCAUUUGCAGACCAGAUAACUGGGACACCAGUCGGUACCCGCUCAUCGAUUUUCUGACAGCACUGUAUCUUGUAAUAGCAAAGAUUGCAGAGGAGGAAGACACACAAGUCUGUGGAGUUCAUUUGAUCAGUUACCUGGAGAAACUGACCUUCAAACAUGCAACCCAGAUCACACCCGGCACGGCUAAGUUUUUUGUCAGCACCGUCCAGGAUGUUCUUCCCAUGAGACUGAAGAGAUUCGACUUCGUGAAGCAGCCAGCCAUCUGGGAUAUCGUCUUCACUGCCUGCAAACCAUUUAUGAAGAGUAAGCUAUUGAGUAGAAUUGUGGCCAACGGAGACAUGUUUGAGAAGCUGCAUGCCGUAAUGAGCCCCGAGUUUCUGCCCACGGAUCUUGGAGGCCAGCUGCCACCACACAGCAACAGGUCGCUGCUGGCCUCAGACACCCAGUUUGAAGAAGACAACAAGUUUGGUUUCGUAAAGAUGAAUGUGAACAGCGGCAAUUCUGUCAGUAAAAGUAGAGAUGCCGACAUGCAAGGACUUGGUGGGACAUUCAAGAAACUGGAGAUAUGA
Messenger RNA from Candidula unifasciata, 939 nucleotides. The record is from the annotation of a GenBank genome assembly. NCBI's taxonomy places the organism in Eukaryota, Metazoa, Mollusca, Gastropoda, Stylommatophora, Geomitridae.